ACUGGCCCAACACUACUUUAACCGAAACAAAUUUGAUUAAAUUAUAAAAUUUUAUUCCUUUAAUCAACGAUCCACACCUCGCGAAUUAGGGUUUAAGAUUUGCGAAUUCGCCUGGCGCUGUGAUUUUUAAUCGAUCUACGCUCUUGUGUGAAUUUGUAACCAUGCCGAGGUACUACUGUGAUUAUUGUGACACUUAUCUCACUCAUGAUUCUCCGUCGGUGAGGAAGCAGCAUAAUGCAGGAUACAAGCACAAGGCAAAUGUGCGGGAGUAUUAUCAGCAAUACGAGCAGCAACAGCACCAGAUUUUGAUUGAUGAAAGGAUCAAGGCUCAUCUGGGGCAAGCUGCUGCCUUUCAGCAAGUGGGUGCAGCUUACAAUCAGAUGAGACCCCGUAUGGCUGUAUUACCUACUCCUAUGAUGCCCAUGCCCGGUAAUCCGCAAAUGGCCAUGACUGGCCCGUUGUUACCUGGAAUGAGGCCUCCAGUUUUGAUGAGACCAGCUUACAUGCCCGGCCCAGGCAUGCCUCCGAUGACGACCACUCCACCUGGUGCUCCUCCCUUGCCAGGCCAAGGCCAAGUUGACGGUGCCCCUAGGCCUAUGUUAAUGAAUCCCCCGCCAAUAGUUCCGGGCAGCGCACCUGCUUCAAGCGCGGCGUUUACACCGGUGAUGUAUCAAGCCAACCCAAAUCCAGUAGCACCGAGUGGAGGAUUUGAUAGUUCCAAUGUGAAUGCACAACCCCAAGCUGCUGAGUCUGGUCAUUAGGUUAAAGGGGGUAGUUUCGACUUUGGAAAUUUUCAAUUGAGUUGUGCACUUGGACAUGCUUUGUUUGCAGAAACUUAUAUGUGGCUUGUUUGUACCUGUUAUGAAUUGUACAAGAAGCAAACUGAUGUAUGUUAAUCUAUGUUUUAUACUUGUUAAAAGGCAUAUGUGCUUGUGUAACUUGGAUUAAUAUUUCACAGUCAAAUUAGUUCUUGACGGAUUUCAAAUUUUUAA
This is a messenger RNA of Daucus carota subsp. sativus, 992 nucleotides long. RefSeq names its product U1 small nuclear ribonucleoprotein C. The record is from RefSeq and is a predicted model, not a curated record. Gene Ontology annotation, molecular function: pre-mRNA 5'-splice site binding; zinc ion binding. Gene Ontology annotation, biological process: mRNA 5'-splice site recognition; spliceosomal snRNP assembly; mRNA splicing, via spliceosome. Gene Ontology annotation, cellular component: U1 snRNP; nucleus. The transcript has 6 exons. The coding region runs from base 162 to 761 and encodes 199 amino acids. NCBI's taxonomy places the organism in Eukaryota, Viridiplantae, Streptophyta, Magnoliopsida, Apiales, Apiaceae.